Saxophila tyrrhenica is the source of this 1071-nucleotide messenger RNA. RefSeq names its product 3'(2'),5'-bisphosphate nucleotidase (gene MET22). Gene Ontology annotation, biological process: sulfate assimilation; phosphatidylinositol phosphate biosynthetic process. The coding region runs from base 1 to 1071 and encodes 356 amino acids. The transcript has a single exon. Lineage: Eukaryota; Fungi; Ascomycota; Dothideomycetes; Mycosphaerellales; Extremaceae. Gene Ontology annotation, molecular function: 3'(2'),5'-bisphosphate nucleotidase activity. The record is from RefSeq and is a predicted model, not a curated record.
AUGGCCUCUGCCGACUACAACAAAGAACUGCACAUUGCACUCCUCGCCGUGCAGCGCGCCUCGCUCCUCACCAAAUCCGUCUUCCACUCCCACUCCAAGGGCACCCUCGACAAGGCCGACGCUUCCCCCGUCACCAUCGGCGACUUUGGCGCCCAAGCCCUCAUCAUCUCGGCUCUGCAGCACAAUUUCCCCGGCGAUGAGAUUGUGGCCGAGGAGGAGGCGAAGGAUUUGAGGGAGAAGAAUAGUGUGAAGCAGACGGUUUGGGAUCUCGUGCAGCAAGCUAAGUUGGAGGAUAAGAGCGGGGAGGAGGCGUUGGGUGGGGGGAUCAAGGAUGCGGAUAGUAUGCUUGAUAUUAUCGACAAGGGGGAUAGUAAGGGUGGGAGUAAGGGGCGGAUAUGGGCGAUUGACCCCAUUGACGGGACGAAGGGGUUCUUAAGGGGUGGGCAGUAUGCUGUCUGCUUGGCGUUGAUGGUGGACGGGGACGUGAAGGUCGGUGUGCUCGGCUGCCCGAACUUGCCGGUCGAUGAUUCCGAGGCUUUGACCGAGAACAUCGGCGCUGAUGCCUCGGAUGCGGAGGGUAAGGGUGUGCUGUUCAGCGCUGUGCAGGGCAAGGGCGCCGACAGCCGUCCACUCGGCAAAGGCGCGCUGGCGAAGGAGAGCAAGAUUAGCAUGAAAGCCGUGUCCAACAUCUCGGACGCCACGUUCUGCGAGUCCGUCGAAGCCGGUCACUCUUCGCAAGGCGACGCCGCGAACAUCGCGAAGAAACUCGGCAUCACGAAACCCUCCGUGCGCAUGGACAGCCAGGCCAAGUACGGCAGCAUUGCCCGCGGGGCCGGGGAUCUGUACCUGCGGCUACCGGUGAAGAAGGACUACGUGGAGAAGAUCUGGGACCACGCGGCGGGGGAUCUGAUUGUGCGGGAGGCAGGCGGGCAGGUGACGGAUGUGGAGGGGAAGAGGUUGGAUUUUAGUGUCGGGAGGACGUUGCAGAGGAAUAAGGGGGUGAUUGCUGCGCCGAAGGAUGUGCAUGAUACUGUUAUCAAGGCGGUGUCGGAGGUGUUGGGGGGGAAGUAG